Molecule: messenger RNA, 1229 nt
Organism: Trichoderma harzianum CBS 226.95
Lineage: Eukaryota; Fungi; Ascomycota; Sordariomycetes; Hypocreales; Hypocreaceae
Exons: 3
Coding region: 133-1107 (324 amino acids)
Source: RefSeq, a predicted model, not a curated record
GGUUCAAAGGUCUUCCUGAGCACGCCGAGCACGUACUCCCUCCCAGAACACGCAAAAUCCGUGCCCGACAAUCGUCUCGCCAAGUCCUCCUGCUAAGUUUUGCUGAGACACCGACGACAAUAACAAGCAAACAUGACAUUAACCACCCCGGAAACACGCCGAUUUCCAUCGCUGGCCGAGUUCAAUGUCUUUCUCAUGGAUGACAUCGGACGUGGCCGUGAUAUUGUACCACAUGCUUUGAAGUCGACCAUUGAGGAAAAGCUCAAGGACCAACCAAUGUCACUAAGAAGAUGGGACUCUUCCUUCAUGCCCGAAGGCCACGACGAUGAUUUGCCUGGCCAGAUCCCGUCUUUUGAAGAGGUCAAAAUCAUUUUAGCAAGGGCCGUAGAGUGUGAAAAGUUUCAGGGUGAAGAACUUAUGUGGAAUGGUGGGGUUCUUCUACGCUUGCUUCGGGGCAUAUUCGAAGACCGUCUUGGUGGACAGUGCGAUGACUUUAAUGCCAUACUCUGCACCACAGCCCGACCGGAUCGAGAAUUCGAACCGAUGCCAUCCACAGGCAGGAUGAUUGACGUCUGCAUAUACGCCUCGCUCGACCAGAAUCAGGAACUCAGGGCGGCCAUGGCUGAGUUCUGCAUGACUGCGCCAACUGCAACUGUCAACCAUACCGACUUUGAACCUCUCCAACUUCGCCCACUUGUACUUGGCAUCGGAACCAGGAAGCCCGGGGUGGAAUGGGACAGGGCUCAGGUGCAAAUCGGCAUCUGGCAUGCUUCCCAGUGGGCUUUUCUUCGAUGGGCCGUUCGUCAGAAGCUUCUAAAACGACGCGUAGCUCAAGGCGCCGAUGAAGGGGAAGUAGAGUUCCAGGCAGAAGAGCGUGCGGUGUUGUCGAAACUUGGCUUUAUCCCAGGCAUCAUUGUACAAGGUAAUCGAUGGCACCUCGUCAUCUCCACGUAUCAUGAAGGGAAAACCACGCUCUGGGCGGAGUGGGUGUUUGGCACCACCAAGAGCUUGAUGGAUAUUUACUCGGUCAUUGCUGGUGUCCGUCGGCUGACUGCCUGGGCAAGGGAUACCUAUUUACCAUGGUUCAAGGAGAAUGUUCUGAUGUAGACGCUGAGAUUUUGAGAGUAGCCAACGGAAUUGAAUCGGGCUGAGAUAGAUUGUUAACCUUGAUCAAGAAGUAAUGCCUUGUUGUAAUUCAGCCAUGUGUCACCAAUUUCCUCGCUGCCGUA